This is a messenger RNA of Bombyx mandarina (wild silkworm), 1354 nucleotides long. Its product is annotated as 15-hydroxyprostaglandin dehydrogenase [NAD(+)]-like. Gene Ontology annotation, molecular function: oxidoreductase activity, acting on the CH-OH group of donors, NAD or NADP as acceptor. Gene Ontology annotation, cellular component: cytoplasm. NCBI's taxonomy places the organism in Eukaryota, Metazoa, Arthropoda, Insecta, Lepidoptera, Bombycidae. The record is from RefSeq and is a predicted model, not a curated record.
UCCACAUUGUGACCUGCACAUUGUUCGCUGUCUAUAUAAUAAAAUAACAAAAAGCUACUUCUUUUUACUUUGUGGUGUUGUUUAGUUAACGCCAAGAGGAUCCGGACCGAGUAUUUUGCCUUGAAAACUUGUUCUUCGUGAUUGUUCGUUAAUGACGACUAUAAAAUGUUUUAUCGUUUUAACAUCAUCCUAUUAAAUCAGUAGGUAUCAUUGCAAGUGCGCUCAACAGACGUGUUAUAAAAAUACCAUCAAUGUAUUUGGGACAAGGAUGUAUAUUUCUAGUUCUAUGACUAGUAUUUGAAUAGAUAUCCACAAACUAAUUAAAUGGGAAAAAAGCGAAAGUUUCAAUAUAUUUUUUGAAUAAACUAUUAUUGAAAUGUACGAUUUAAAAGAUAAGGUGGUCAUUAUUACUGGUGGUGCUAAUGGGAUAGGAGAGAGCUUUGUCCAGAAUUUACUCGAAGAAGAUAUUAAGUUUAUUGCAAUUUUGGACACUGAUGUCGAAGCGGGUGAAAUGCUUCAGGAUAAAAUGAUGACUGAAUAUGCUAAUUCGAAAGUAAAAUUCAUACAGUGUGACGUCACUGUCGAUGAAGAACUUUUUGGGGCUUUUGAUGAUGUUGUCAAAGAAAUCGGAUAUAUUGAUCUAGUUAUUAAUAAUGCUGGGAUAGCCAAUGAAUCAGAUCCAAAAGCAAUAAGAAAAGAAGUUGAGGUUAAUUACAUUGCUCUUGUAAAUGGAACAUUGAAAUCCUUAGAACUUAUGCGCAAGGACAAAGGCGGUAACGGAGGAACGAUUGUGAAUAUUUCAUCUAUUGGUUGUAUGUGUCAGCAUGCACCAGCUUUAUUUGUUUACAUGGGGACAAAGAGUGCUGUGUUGCAAUUUAGUAAUUGCAUUGGGAGGGAAGAAUAUUAUAGUAAAACAGGAGUGCGCAUUCUAACUGUGUGCUUUGGAAUCACAAAAACUGGCAUUUACAACAACCUCAAAAGUUUUGAUGAAAACAUUAACAAAGAUAUGCAACAGAUUAUAGAUUUAUAUCCUAUGCAGUCAAAAGAGUCAGCAGCCAAAGGUGCGAUAGAAGCAAUCAAGAAAGGUGAAAGCGGUAGCACCUGGCUUGUAGCUAAAGAUAGCCCAGCGGUCGAUGUGACAUCAAAUGUAAACAAAGCCUAUAAGAUAUUGUCAGAGCCUUUAGUUUAGGUAUUUUGAAACUUACUUAAAAUACUUAACUCUUUCAUUCAAUACAUAUAUUUAUUUAGUCAAUAUCAAAAUUCAUCCAAUAUUAACUAAUUGUUUUUUUGUUAACGUAAUACUAUCGUUUGUAGCUACGAUAAUAUCCGAAGGGAAUUAUUAAUUGUAUAAAUA